AUGGCUCUUUUUGAAAAGCAUGAUAGGGACUUUGAAAGAAGCUCCACAGUCAAUGGUAACAUUUCAAGGGCUUAUUCCUGUUACAAAGAAAUCUACAGAGAAAAGAAGAGAGCUACACUUCAAACCUCCAUAGAGACUUACUUUUCUAAAAGUCCAUCAGCACACAGAUCAUCAUCAUCGACAGACAGUCAUUUGGAUCCCAGAUCAUCAACAUCAAAUGACAGUCCAUUUCCAGCUCUGACAUCACCACCCAGUCCUGCUCCUUCUCUUAUUGCUACUUGUAGUACACCUAAUUCGCCAGCAAGAAAGUGUCUCGCCUUUGAAGAGUUGACUUGUGAAACAGAAGAUACCACCAGCAGGAGCUCUACAAGAAAAGCGCAGAGAAAGAGCGGAAAAAGCAACACAAGAUUUCGAUAAGAGAUUCUACAGCAAAGGAAAUUAAAGCUCCAAGAAGCAACAGAAAAAUUUCAGCGUGCUCAUCUCCCCCCUUCUCAGCGUAAGAGAACAGUUUAUGUUCAUAAAAAAACAACGCCAAAGCUAGAAGAUGCUCUUGAACAAAUCCAAGGAUCUCCUUUGUAUUAUACGUAUAACCACACAAGCCCUUUCAGUAACAGGACUACAGACACAAAUUCAGCUUUGGUGACGGUAGAAAAAGAUACCUGGAAUAGGAAGCAACAAGUAACCCCAAAGCUGGGAUUUGAAAGAAUGUUUCAAGAUACAAACUUCGCACAAUUUAAUAGCAAUCAGUUUUACUUCCAGCACAAACUGGCAGAAGCACAACGCAUGCUAGAGGAACAUCACCUUAGCAACCUGCAGAGUUUUCAUCAAGAGUGGAGCAACUUGAACAUUCAAAAGUUUGUCAAGUUUGGACAGUCUUGACGAAGACACUGGGAAUAUAAAAGAACAAAACAAGACACCAACGAGUUAACUUCUACAAACUUACAUAGAGCCCUAUCAGCAAUUUCUCCAUUCUCUGCCAGUAACACUAAUAUUGUGUCAUCUGUUAUACACCAGUAUGGAGAUGAAAACAACAGUGAUUUAAACCAAUCUAACUCUUCAGAAAUUACAGCUGAUAAAAUAGCUGCUGAUAAACAUUUAGAAAAUAAAGACCAAAUGGUGUUACAUUCGAGUAUGAUGGCUGAGCAAGCAUUGGCAAAUACUUUUACCCACAAUAACACAACACAUUGUGAAAACAAACAGAGCUCUUCUACCCGAGAUGAAGAACCUAUAUCAAAAAUGGCUAUUAACGAACACAGAACAGCCGUUUCUGAACACCGAGAUACUACAAUGUCUAACCUUGGGGUUAAACCAAGCAGAGCAUGGGCGACUCCUGACCCUACCCCAAGGGAUGUGGUCCAGAACUUUGUGCCACAGGAAAACAAAGAAACAACACACCAAGGAAUAUACAUUAAAUCUACAGUGAGUCAGCCAGUGGCAACCCCAAUUACUUCUUCCAACAAAUGGUUGAAUGGCAAUACAUUUGCCAUGUAUAGAAAAUAUGUUGGUGAUCCUGGUUAUGUUACACAAAAUAGCAAAGAACUAAAUAAAACUGCAGAAAAGGGUGGGACAAUGCUAUUAAAGGGGAUUUUGAAGAAAGACUCCAAAUAUGAGAAUGGGUAUUCUAGAAUUGGUAUGAGCAAAACAUUGCACUUUGGGGUGAAAAGUAGGCCUUUACUUAGGAUAGUGUUGAAUUAUACCAAAGAAAAAGAACAAUUGCCUGGAAAUCAAAAAACAGCCAAUAAAAAACUUAGAUGGUUAGAUGAAAUUGACAAAAUAAUGACUCAAAAUAAUAUUACAGGUUUAAACAAAUAUGGAACCAGUGUACCGUCUUCCGAGCAUCCUGAUACUAUAAAAAAUGAAUGUGCCUUAGCUCCUAAUAGCACCAUAGCAGAUCAAACACAAUCGUCCAAUGGAAGUCAGAGUUCACUUUUUUCUACAGGUUAUCACUUCACUAAACAAGCAUGGGUACCGUCAAAGGGAGAAGAAUCUGUGGAAUAUAAUCCGAAUAGCAGAAUUGCUCCUAAAGCAAAGACAAAAUUAGUCAGGAGACCAAAAUCAGCUAAAAACCAAUCCACUUUAAAUCCUAAAAAUAGAAAGGGCACAAUAAUCCGACCACAAUCAGCAAAUGAAAUGAGUCGAAUUCUAAAAUCGCAAGGAAAACUAUUGACACCACAUCCUCCUCCAAGGCCUGUCACAGGCAUAGUAAAUACUCAGAAUGUAGCAAAUGGCAUGAACCAAUUGGAUUAUGGUAUUUCCAACAGGUUAUUAACCAAUCACGCUAUUACAAAAGAUACUAUGAGAGAUGUUGUUUCUGCUCAGUUGUCAGCACAUUCUUCUGGCAAUCUGAUUACAAAUCCAACUGAUUUUGAAUCAGCUAUGAAAUCUGCAAGUACAGUAAAUAAUGAUCUGCCUUUGGUUUUGCAAGAAAGCUUUCAAACGUCUUCCAAGAGAUAUCCAGUUUAUGGAGAAGAAAUGGGUUGCGCUUUGGAUCAUACACCAACCGAUGAAGAAAUUGCUCUUCUUUGGCAUGGAGUAAGAAGUGCCUUAACUCACAAACAUGGUGUGGCAGGUGAUUUUCAUUCUGGUGAUCUUCCUUCUAAUAUACAAGCUACACGUCCUAACCUAUCACAUGUUAUCAUUGAUGGUGGAAAUCUGCUGAAUUUGAAAUCUUUGUCUAGAGUGAAUGGCUUGUUGUCUCCUUCAUGUAAUGGUUACAGUACUAUUGCACGAAGAAAACAGAUUCUAGAGAGCACCGAAAAUAAACGCAAAGCACUUUUGGAGCAAAGAAGAUUCACACAAAGCUCCGCAGGCUGGCGGGCUCAGCACACCCAGAACCUACAUUCUAUGAAGAUAAGUCCAUUUCCAAGUGCACUCGAACCAGGAAAAGCAUCACACAAUGUGCCAAACCCUAAUGAAGUUUCAGAAAGUACAGCCCAGUUCGUCCUGGCAGAAAAUCUGGUGGAGACAUCUGCUACAGACGGAGAGAUUCUCGCUGCCAUGCAAGCGAUACAAGCAAAUAAACAAGCCUUCCUGAUGCGCAAAGCUCAGCACAUUGGCCUAGGUGCUCUUUCACUUGAAGAGCAGAGGAUUCUUCAAUCAAUAGACCGCCUCAAUCAAAGACUGCAUAAUGUGCAAGAAGCCAUUAUUAAAAAUCCAUCAUUGGCAAAUGGUUUUACAGUGAAAUCACCCUUGAAUAUUCAGCAAAUAUCACAGCCUGCAGACACUUCAUUACAGUCGCAGAGAAUUCGCAGUCUGUCUGCAGACCCACGCACACGUUUGCAGAGGAGAUACUGAUUGUACAGAAGAUAUAUUUUCCUGUAUAAAAUACAUGCCAUUAUAAAAUAGAAAUAUGUAUAUUCAUGUAAUGUAAAAAUACUAUUUUUAUAAUAAUUUUAUAGAAAAGCUCUGAUUUUGUUAUAUUUGUUUGCUGGUUGCAAUGCUAAUUUUGUUUGCACAUGCUUAUAUAUAUAUAUAUUAUUCAGCAUUUCUGGUGGUUUAUCCUAAAUUGUUUGACAUUUCAGACAGGUUUUUAUAGUGUAAUGUGUGUUACAUUUGCUACAUUUAAAGAGGGUGCAUAUACUGUAAUGUAAGAUAUCACCAAUCCCAUGUGUGCCUUCUCUAAGUGCCUUAAUUCUAGAUUCCCAAAUAAGCUGAUAAAAUACAUAUUGCUUCCUGUUAAAAGUAAAUAACUAUCCUUGAUCUUGCUGACUGAUCUGAGUUGAAAUUUAAGAUGGCGGCAACUUGCACUUAAAAUCUCUCUGAUAUAAAUAUUACUAAAUCAGUCUCAUGCUAUUAUAUUAUAUCUACUGUAUGGUAUAAAGCCUUUUGCCACUUGUAGAUAGACAUCAUCUGAAACGACUUCAAACUUCUCUCUUUCCACCCCAACAAACCCCACCCAGCCUUCAGUUCUGUAUUUGCAGAUUACUGUAGCUGUGUCAGUCUUUGAGUUCAUGGGUACACGCUUCUAUGUGGCUUUGUUCACAGUUAACAAGUUUUACAGCUUAGAGGGGGAGCAACUAUGUUUCUACCCAACUGAUUUUUCAGAGAAUAAGGCUGUUUUUAGGACAUUUCCUUUGUUCUUUCCAAAAGGAGUUUGAUUCUCUUAAUAAUAUUUUGCAGAUAGUUUUUCCGUCAUUUUGUCUGAGUUCUGGAAAGGACGUUCUUUUACACAGGCUUGAUGAGCUCUGGAAGUUCAUAAGGAAAUUGAAAAUCCUUAUAAACUUAUUGUCCUGUAUUGUAGUUUUAAAGGGGUCAAAGUAUUACCAAACAUUUGGCCAAUUUUUAUUUAUUUAUUCUUCUAUUCUAAUGGUCUUAUAAUAUAGAAAGAAGGCCACACCCUAUAUGGGUCACGUAUAACGAAUUUCUCUCCAGGUGAAUCUGAAAUGAAGAUACAAAGAAUGGGAGGGUAAUAUCUGGGUGAAGGGGAGUGUUACCUUUUUUGGUGUUACCACCAGUAAAUAUAUCACUUCCGGUAUAAAGAAGAUGAUUUAGCUCUCAGUCUAAAUACUGUAUUUUAUACUUGUAAACACAUUCGUAGCGGUUAUGUUGCCAAAUAAUUGCUCAUUUAAAGCUUGUUUACCUAGAAGUAAACAUUAUUGUUCCAGUUAAUAGGAUUUCUAAUUUGUUCACCAGACCUGAAUAUUAGGAGUACAAUCAUCUACAGCCCUUCAUUUGAAAAAGAUAAACAUCUCUACUAUUGUAGUAAAUAUAUUAACUGAAUUUCAGUGUUGAUGAAACCUGAAUUAAAAAGAUCUACUCAGAUAAGUCUAUGGCUUCUAUAGUCUGCAAGGUAAUGCCUGUUUUACAAAAUGUGCAAUAUUAGAUAUAUUAAAUGCAAUUUUUAAAAAAUACUGUAUAUUAAUCUGUCAUAUAAAGGUCAGAUUACAUUAAAAAUAUUUAUUGGUUUAUUUAUAAAUAUUUGAAAUGCAAAUGUAUUCUUAUUGGUAGUUUUCAUGGCUUCAACUACACAAUUUUUAUAUUUAAAAUUGUGAAUGCAUAAAUAAAGAAUUAAUAUAUAUGUGUGUUACGGGUAAAGUCAGAUGUCCAGGUAAUCCUAGGAUUACCCAGGUAAAACGGGCAUUACCCAAGCGCCUGUGGGUAAAGCCCGAUGUACUGUAAUUCCCCCAUCUACACUAUUUUUUUUGCCUCCGUCUGGGGGUUUCAAGAAAGGCGCCCUGCCGAUCCUCUGGCAUCCGCCCCAAGUGAACCUUGGGGAAUGAGGUUUUAGAGGGGGGCUCCCCCCCCCUUGAACCACCCAGCAGGAGGCAAAAAAGAUAGUGAAGAUGGGGGAAUUACAGUGCUUCGUAUAUAUGUUUGAUGCACUGACUCGAUGGAGCGUACACACUCAGGGGGGAUUUAUUAUUUUACAUCGGGCUUUACCCACAGCCGCUUGGAUAAUGUCCGUUUUACCUGGGUAAUCCUAGGAUUACCCAAUAUCUGACUUUACCCAUAACAUAUAUAUAUAUAUGUUUACAGCUGAUGGUACAUUUUAUAUACAGAGUUUAAGAUAUUUGUGUUCAGAACAAAAUGCAAUGAGUUUCCUAAACACCCAUUUGUAUUGAUGAAAAAAAAUGUUUGUAGUUCUGAAAGUUUUAUAUUUCAUUUCAUUCUGGACUGCAAAAUGUUCAGUUCAUAUUGUAACCAGUUAUAUGUUUUGCGCUUGGCGUUGUGAUGCUUUGUAAUAAAUUACAAAAUCGUGAAUGGGGCAAAAGAACAAUUUACAUUUGUCAUUUAAAAUAUAUCAGAGUACAAACCCCAUAAAAAAACAAAUGUAGCUUGUCUCAUUUAUAAACUAAUAUUUGUUAACUACUGCAAUGCACUUUACUAGACUGAUCUUGUUAAACUUAAAAAGAAAUACCUCAUCAUCUCUCUUUUUUUGUGAGUGGAUGUUAAUUUGCAGUUUUCUGUUUUAACAAAAAAAAUCUAUUAUUUUUCUAUUCAAAAUAAAUUUAUAAAUGUG
Molecule: messenger RNA, 5959 nt
Organism: Bombina bombina (fire-bellied toad)
Lineage: Eukaryota; Metazoa; Chordata; Amphibia; Anura; Bombinatoridae
Gene: CEP126
Product: centrosomal protein 126
Biological process (GO): cytoplasmic microtubule organization; mitotic spindle organization; non-motile cilium assembly
Cellular component (GO): ciliary base; centrosome; midbody
Source: RefSeq, a predicted model, not a curated record